AGGACGCAGUGACUUUCACUUUGUCUUUAUGGGGGAUAAAAUGGUACUCUUGUUGUUUAGGGCAAUUUACUCACCAAAAUGACCUAAAACUGAAAAAUGCACAGUUUAAGGAAGGCCUUAAAGUUUUCUUCGGUUCUGUGGUGACAUUGUGACCCCAAGAUGACCCUCUUUGAGUUUUGGGAACGUUUUUUACAUUCUACUGGGACGCUUCUUCACCAGAGGAAGUGUGCAGCUGUGCAAGUCAGACAUUGGCCAAGCUCCAUCACGUGUCAUCGUCUUCCCAGGCUUCCAUUGGCUGGCACCUGUGGGGCUCUGUGAAGGAAAGCUUUUCUGACAGGACCCAGGAGCCCAGAAGAGUUGCUGCAAACUGAGAGAAGGACAAUGUCGGUGGAACCAGGAUGGAAGCAGAGGGGGUCAUCAAAGGAGUGCUGCUCUGGCAAAGCUCAGACCAACACAAAAACACACAAACUCAUCAUUCACUUUCCACUUUUCUGGUGCUGUGGAACUUAACAUUUUGACUUCAUGGAGGAUUACCACAAACCUGACCAGCAGACAGUGCAGGCGCUGAGGAACAUCGCCAACCGCCUCCGAAUCAACUCCAUUAAGGCAACGACUGCUGCUGGAAGUGGCCAUCCCACAUCAUGCUGCAGUGUAGCAGAGAUCAUGUCUGUCCUUUUCUUCCAUACCAUGAAGUACCGCCCCGAAGAUCCAAGAAAUUUCAACAACGACCGCUUCAUCCUUUCCAAGGGUCACGCUGCUCCUGCCUUGUACUCCAUGUGGGUUGAAACUGGUUUCCUAAAGGAGAGUGAUCUGCUCAGUUUGUGCCAGGUUGACUCGACCCUGGAGGGACACCCAACUCCGAGGCAACAAUUUGUCGAUGUAGCCACUGGAUCACUGGGGCAGGGUCUUGGCGUGGCCUGUGGAAUGGCUUACACUGGGAAAUACUUUGAUAAGUCCAGUUACCGUGUGUACUGCCUGCUGGGGGAUGGUGAGAUGUCGGAGGGCUCUGUCUGGGAAGCCAUGUCGUUUGCCUCCUACUAUCAGCUUGACAACUUGGUGGCCAUCAUGGAUGUCAACCGCUUGGGCCAAAGUGACCCUGCGCCACUGCAGCAUCAUGUAGAGAAAUAUCAGAAGCGCUGUGAGGCAUUUGGCUGGCAUGCCAUUAUUGUGGAUGGUCACAGUGUUGAAGAGCUUUGCAAGGCUUUGAGCCAACCACGUCAUCAACCUACUGCAAUUAUUGCUAAAACCACUAAAGGCAAAGGGAUUCCAGCUGCAGAGGAUAAACUGGGCUGGCAUGCAAAAGCUUUGCCUAAAGACAUGGCUGAGAUGGUUAUGAAGGAUCUGCAGAGCCGGAUUAUGAACACUAGCAAGCACCUUUACCCCCCGGCUCCCAUAGAGGACUCCCCUCCUGUUAGCCUGAGGAACAUCCGCAUGCCAAGUGCACCGAACUACAAGCCUGGAGAAAAAAUUGCCACUCGCAAGGCAUAUGGAAUGGCACUGGCCAAGUUGGGUCGCUACAACGAACGUGUUGUAGUCCUGGAUGGAGACACCAAUAAUCUCACCUGUUCUGAGAUCUUCAAGAAUGAACAUCCAAACCGUUUUGUUGAGUGCUACAUUGCUCAGCAGAACAUGGUCAGUGUUACCAUGGGAUGUGCUGCCCGCGAGAGGAACGUUGUAUUUGCCAGCACCCUUGCCUCCUUUUUUACCCGUGCCUAUGAUCAGAUUCGCAUGGCAGUGAUUUCAGAAAGCAACAUCAACUUGUGUGGCUCCCACUGUGGUCUGUCUACUGGAGAGGAAGGCCCCUCUCUGAUGGCUCUAGAAGACAUGGCUAUGUUCAGGGCCCUGCCUGCUGCUACAGUCUUCUACCCCAGUGAUGGUGUCACCACAGAAAAGGCUGUGGAACUGGCUGCAACCACAAAGGGUGUUUGCUACAUUCGAACCAGUCGCCAAGACAAUGCCAUCAUCUACAAUAGCAAUGAGGAUUUUCAUGUUGGACAGGCAAAGGUGGUGUUCCAGGGCAAAGAGGAUCAAGUGACUGUGGUUGCAGCAGGAGUAAUUGUGCAUGAAGCCAUUGCAGCUGCUGAGCAUCUCAAGAAAGAGAGGAUCUCUGUAAGAGUGAUUGAUCCCUUCACAAUCAAACCGCUGGACAUUAAAACCAUCAUCGACCAUGCACGCGUCACCAGGGGAAGGAUCCUCACCGUUGAAGACCACUAUUACGAAGGUGGUCUGGGGGAGGCAGUAUCCUCAGCAAUGGUCAACGAGUCUGGGUUUACUCUGCACCGCUUGGCUGUGUCCCAUGUUCCCAGAAGUGGCAAACCUCAUGAGCUCCUGAAGAUCUAUGGGAUAGACCGUGAUGGCAUCGCACAGACCAUCCGAAAGAUGCUCAGCAGCUCUGCUAAUGCCAAGUAAUUUCCU
Molecule: messenger RNA, 2415 nt
Organism: Gambusia affinis (western mosquitofish)
Lineage: Eukaryota; Metazoa; Chordata; Actinopteri; Cyprinodontiformes; Poeciliidae
Product: transketolase-like
Exons: 16
Coding region: 523-2409 (628 amino acids)
Biological process (GO): ribose phosphate biosynthetic process; pentose-phosphate shunt, non-oxidative branch
Cellular component (GO): endoplasmic reticulum membrane; extracellular exosome
Molecular function (GO): transketolase activity; thiamine pyrophosphate binding
Source: RefSeq, a predicted model, not a curated record